Molecule: messenger RNA, 1972 nt
Organism: Drosophila hydei
Lineage: Eukaryota; Metazoa; Arthropoda; Insecta; Diptera; Drosophilidae
Product: transcription factor grauzone
Exons: 5
Coding region: 143-1957 (604 amino acids)
Cellular component (GO): nucleus
Molecular function (GO): DNA-binding transcription factor activity; zinc ion binding
Source: RefSeq, a predicted model, not a curated record
CACUUGCAUAUGGGUUUUGUAUAUCGAUGUCAUGCUAAUUUAGCAAGUCGAUAAGUUUAUAUCUUAAGAGACCAUCGCUAAAUCAAAACCAAACAAUUGAUAUUAUACUGAUUGGUUAAAUUUAUGUUGAAAACGCCGCAAUAUGAUCUGUCGCUUGUGUUUAAAAAACAUAAACGCAAACAAUGCCGUCUACCUAUUCGAGACCAACGACACCCUGGCCGAAUCCUCCCUACUCAAGAUGAUAGCAAAGUUUCUGCAGCUCGAGAUAAUGCCCGAUGACAACAUCUCAACGAACAUUUGUCACGAGUGCUGUGAGCAUUUGGAGGACUUCAACAACUUCUGGCAGCUGGUGGAGCAAAAACAAGGAACACUUAAAAAGGAGUUUCUUAACGUGGACGUCGACUGUGUCGCCCUCAAAUGGACGGGCAUCGAUGUCGAUGUCAACAUUGAUGAGCUUCCACUAGUUGCCGACGAGAUGGACGAGAAGCCAUUGGAUAUACACAAUCUUAAACUGCUUGGCAGUGUACUAGAUAUUAACGUGGACAGUGUGGAGUUGCCGCAACUUUCGACUACACCAACACCAAAACAGUUACAGACCGAAAAGUUUCUACAGCUGCAUGCCCCAGACUCCAGCGAUGACGACGAAGUAGACAACCACAAUAACGACGACAUCGAUGAAAAGCCCAUUAUGCAUGAAAGCAGCGAAAGCGUGCGCAAUGCUUCCUCAGAUGAGGACGAUGACGAAGUGCCCCUUGUUAAGCUGCAACACAAACUUAAGCCGAAACGCAAAGCACAGCGCGCCAUAACAAGACGAAACAAGCGGACACUGACGCUAGCCCAGGAGCUGGAUCAGUUGUUGGACGGCAGUGAAUUAGAGGGCAACAGAACGCGACGGAAAAAGGCACCAAACAACGCACCAACCGAUGUGCAAAAACACGAACUGCAGGCGGCGCUCGAGCGCAAACCCAAAGGCUGUUCACGUGCGCAGCUGACGAAGCGCUACGAAGAGGCGAUAGCCAGCUAUAUGAGCGCCGACUGUGAUCUGUGCGACUAUAGCACCAAGUACCUGUCCCAGCUGAAGGUCCAUUUCCUAGAGGUACAUCAGCGUGAUGCGUAUUUGAAGUGCUGUAACAAGGUCUUCAAUCGCGCCUCUAAGCUAAUGGAUCACAUACGUAAACACAUCAAUCCCAAACUAUUCACCUGUUCCAUUUGCAAUAAGUCGCUCAACUCACAGGACUAUCUGGCCACACACAUAGAAACGGUGCACAACAAAGUCGCACAGAUUGGUAAGGUGUUGAAGUAUCCGUGUCCCAAGUGCGAGCGCACCUUCAGCAGCGAGCGGCGUUUGGGCAAUCAUCUGCUCAAGCACGAUACGGAUCAGUUGGAGCACAGCUGUCACAUUUGCCACAAGAGCUUUGCCAAUGUGCAUAGACUGCGACGGCACAUACAGUCCAUACACGAGGAUCUGCAUCCGCAUGUCUGUGAUAUAUGCGGCAAAAAGUUCAAGUUCAAGCCCUCCUUCGAACGGCAUCUGCAGGAGCAUCAGGGAUUUGUGGCCCCGGCCAUGGAAUGUCCCGUUUGUGGUGUCUGGCUAAAGAACGAGCACAGCCUGCGGCUGCAUCGUUUCACACAUGACAGCACCGACACCACGUGUAAGCACUGCUCAAAGACAUGCAGCUCACGGACAGCGCUGCGCGCCCACGUCAAAUAUGCCCACAAACUGACGACAAAUCUGCAGUGCACGUACUGCGAGAAGAGUUUUAAGCAGCAACGCAAUCUGGAGGAGCAUAUGGCCAUACAUACCGGUCUGCAGCUCUACAAUUGCCCCCAUUGCCCCAAGGAAUGCCGCAGUCGCUCCAACAUGUAUGUGCACAUCAAGCAACGACAUGCGGACGAGUGGCUCAAGGCGAAGUUGGCGCGCUCCCACAACCCGCAGUUAAAGCCACCGCACGCGUAGUCGGAUCGUAGCUAU